Messenger RNA from Mustela erminea (ermine), 2729 nucleotides. It is a transcript of the gene CFAP95, whose product is annotated as chromosome 12 C9orf135 homolog. NCBI's taxonomy places the organism in Eukaryota, Metazoa, Chordata, Mammalia, Carnivora, Mustelidae. The transcript has 5 exons. Gene Ontology annotation, cellular component: plasma membrane. The coding region runs from base 991 to 1398 and encodes 135 amino acids. The record is from RefSeq and is a predicted model, not a curated record.
CAUGUGUCUAUUGGCCACUUGGAUGUAUUCUUUGCAGAAAUGUCUGUUCAUGUCUUCUGCCCACAAGAAGGGUAUUAUUCUAGUUCUAAACCCAGACCCACUGAUUUUAAAUGAUUUCACCUAAGGUCCCAGGUGUAAAAAGGAGGGAGAUAUAGAUACAGAGCCUUCCUAUUUUCAUAUGUCAGGUGUGAUGCUAGAUGUAGCAGAAGGAUGGAUGAGUUCUUCUUGCCACAGAAUUUUGAUAGAGACCUGAACACUAGAAUGCUCUCACUAGUUGGUGAAAAACACACAUCUUAAAGCAAUAUGCUAGACCAUCUAGACAGGACCUGCUAAGAUAUUCUAAACUAGGUUAGGCCAGUAUGAGUGAUUAUGUCCUUGAAGACUAGAGUUCAAGAAGGAUUUAUUUCGUUGUGGACACAUGUCCCUUCUUCCUCAGGUGAGAGGUGUUUUAAGGAAAUCAGAGAGAUUAAUAUGUGUAUCCUGGAACUCAGAGGGCAUAUGGUCCAGGUGUCUGACUCUUGUGAAACAGCAAGGCCCACCUGCCGCAGGAUUCCCUGCCUAAGGCAGCACCCAGCUGGGAAGGUGAGAAACUUAAAUCUCAUACAGUUAGCAAUUUUGAUGAUUUCACUGGACUGGAAAAUUUCAUAACUAAAAUGAGAUCCUUCUCAAGAUUGUGGGGCCUAGAAAAGUUAAGGGACUCAUUGAAAAUUCCCAUUAAGUGAAAGGGAAGAACCAGCCAUCCAUGUGGGAUGGAAGAGGCAGCUGGAUUAAAAAUGAAGUUGCUUCAUGACUGCAUCCUACUGAUGGAAAGGAUCGACUCAGUAAGAGGGUUCCAUGAACACCGACCGCCUCAUUUCAUCCUCUGGACAACUCUUCAGGCUAGCACUCCAAGUGGCCACGUUGUGUAAAUGAGGACACUAAGGCCAGGUGACGCUCGAUCACUUGUUCAAAGUCAAACAGCAAAUUUGGAUAUCAGAAACACAUGAAAAAAUGGCACAAGUUUAUUUAAACAGAGAAUUGGAUAAAAUAAAGAGGAAGCCUUUAUUGAAUGACGAGACAAUGAGCUCUGGGAUUAUUGAAAGGGACACUGGACUACCUGCCACAGGCUUCGGAGCUCUCUUUACUAGACACCCACCAGAUCGGCAUAAAAUGUAUGCCUUGACAACAUACGCUGAGGAAUAUGCUGCACCGUACGAUUAUGAGCCACUCGAUUAUCCUUGUCAAGAUGAUUAUUCAAUAGUCCACAGAAAAUGCCGUUCUCAGUUCACUGAUCUUGAUGGUUCCAAAAGAUUUGGCAUCAACACUUGGCAUGACGAGAGUGGGAUUUAUGCUAAUUCAUGUGUAAAACGAAAACUCUACCCAUUAACUGGUGGUCCUAUUAUCCCUUUUUUAAAAUAAUCUAUGGAAUCAGAUUCUCUAACUAAUGAAAGGGUAAUGGAAAUAACAGUUGAUUUUUCUAUCCUAAUAAAUGCAAUGGAAAUGUUACUGUGUUAGGUUCCUUUAAAAGCAAAAUCUUAUAUAUUCUAGGCCAACAUAUUAUAUAUCCUUUUCAUUAGCUGCUCUGGUAUUUUCCAAAAUUUAGUAUGUAUACCACUGAGGGUAUACAACUCAAUUCUUGAUGGUACUUGGUGGAAUUUUUCUUUAUUUAUAGACUAUGUGUUUAUUUCAAAUUUUAUUAGGAAAAAGUACAUAAAGCUAGGACAAUCCAGCUUAUAAUCGUUGAGGAUAUGACUAAUAUUAAAAAAACCCAGCUACCUUAAGUUCCAUUUUUAAGUGAAUAAAAAUAUAGGUGGUGCUCAGAUUUGACAUGAAACCCAAAUGACUGAAGUUUGGGCAAUCCUGGCCCUAUGGCGAUGUUGGGAGGUGGGGUGGGGGAGAUGUGGCGGAGUGGGGGAUGUGCCUAUUUGUAGACGUUGAUUUAUCUGUAGUAGCCAACUGCAGCAUGGAGUGUUUAUUCAGCAUAGUGUUUUUCCUUACUUAUGAUAAUACUUUCUGAGUCUUUAGAUAGGAGAGAUGGAGGCAGAAUCCUAGUGAAACAUUAGGGUUUGAUGGGAAAAUCCGUCGUCCGAUGUUAGAUUUAGAAGAAAUCUGAGCAGUAGUUUGGACUCACCAUCCAUGGUACAGAUGAGCAAACAGAAACCCGCAGAUGUUUAAGUAGGUUUUCCUCUUAUGUAAAUAGUAGACUCUAGGUGAUCUUUGAAGUGUAUUUGACCUUUCAUGACCUUUUAUUUCCUUUUUUUUUUUUUAAAGAUUUAUUGAUUGAUUUGAGGGCAGCAGGGUGGGGCAGUGAGAGAGAGAGAGAAAAUCCCAAGCAGACUCCAUGUUCUUGCAGGGCUCGAUCCCAUGACCCUGCGAGCAUGACCUCAGUCAAACCAAGAUCAGAUGGUCAACUAGCUGAGCCACCCAGGCGCCCCAGACCUCUCAUUUCUUUUGAGGAUAGGUUUAAUUAUUUGGUCAGCCUAUGCUUAGACUUACUCUCAUUAUUUUUCUUUAAAAACUAAGUUCAUGAAAUAGCAUUUCAUGAUAAAUGCUAAUUUAGCAUUGCCUCCAACUCCAGCAAAAGAUGGUAAAGACCAUAAGCCUUAUGAGCGGAGAAAUGAUAAUUAAUAAAGAUAAUGUGGAUAUACCAGGUAAGCAUUCACCAGCAGAAUUUGACUAUAAUUUCUUCCUGCUUUAAAUUUUAUGUCUGCGCACACACACACACACACACACACAUAUAAAAACUAUAU